Messenger RNA from Tarenaya hassleriana, 2127 nucleotides. Its product is annotated as mitochondrial inner membrane protein OXA1-like. The transcript has 10 exons. Bases 539 to 1801 code for a protein of 420 amino acids. Gene Ontology annotation, biological process: protein insertion into mitochondrial inner membrane from matrix; mitochondrial respiratory chain complex IV assembly. Gene Ontology annotation, cellular component: mitochondrial inner membrane. The record is from RefSeq and is a predicted model, not a curated record. Lineage: Eukaryota; Viridiplantae; Streptophyta; Magnoliopsida; Brassicales; Cleomaceae. Gene Ontology annotation, molecular function: membrane insertase activity.
CUCCCGAUCUGUCUCUUUGAUAAUUCUUUCUCGUCGAUCUCCCGAUCCAUCGAUUUCUCGUAUUAUUCGAUUUUGGCUUCUGUUCCUGUCGGAUUCAAGCGACCCCAGAUUUGGGCAAAGGAUUUUUUUUUAAUCUAUUUAUGUCGUUUUAGUUCUGUUCGUGUUUUUCGAUUCCAGAUUGUUGUGGGUAUUUGUAAAGCGGGUUUUCCUCAAUGUUUAGGAACAUUGUCGAUCCCAAGUUUAUUGCUUUUAGCGUAUUGGGUCUUUAGAAUCGGAUUUUUCGUCUGAAGUAUUUCUCAUCUCUACGUGGAUUGAGCUAGCAAGAGUCUGAGCUGUAGCCCUUCUCUGUCUUUAAAAUGGCUACUGCUUCUUCUUCUUCUUCUUCUUAUUUUUUGGGUUUGCACACUUUUCUGUUUGUGCAAUUGUCUCCCCCAACAGUGUAGCUGCUUUGUUUUUGUAUCAUCGUUUAGACAACAAUCUUUAUUUUCUCUGUCACAGUGAACAUUGUACGAUUCUUCUUCUACAAACAGGCUGUUUCAUGUUCUCUGUUUGUUUUCCUGCAAUUCAGACAAUUCCGAUGUUCUUCAUUUCAGUUUCGGCGAUGGCCUUCAGGCGCGGUUUGUCUAUAAGGUCAACACUUAGUGCUCGUCGCUACCAGCCAUCUCCUUGUUAUAUUAUUACUCAUAAUAACGAUUGUGAUGGGGAGUCGUUCUGCCAAACACCAUCUCAAAGAAGUUAUCACAGCUUUCUUCAUCAAAGAUCCUCUAGUAACAACUCAGCUUCCUCGCAAAUGUCAUGGGGAUGUUCACAUUUGUCUCUGUUUCCUACAUCUGGUUUUGCUUUCCACCGUUAUAUGUCAAGUUUCCAUGGGGAUGGUUCAGACAUCCCUCUAGUCGUAACCGAUACGACAUUGCAAACUGUGACUUCUCAGGCUACUGGAGUCUAUGAAUUUUCCGAUUCUUUCUUUCCUGUUGAUGCUCUUCGAAAUUGCAUUGGCAUGGUGCAUUCCUUCACAGGCCUUGAUUGGUGGGUAUCCAUUGUUCUUUCAACUCUCUUUAUUCGAGCAAUGUUGGCUCCACUCUUUGUUAAACAGAUCAAAGCCACUACAAAAUUGAUGCUAGUGAGGUCUCAGUUACCGUCAAUCGGGGAGGACAUGAAAAAAAAGGGAAUGGACCCAACUUCUAUCGCGGAAGGUCAACAACAAAUGGAGGCUCUGUAUAAGAAACAUGGCAUCGGUCCGUUGGCUAUGUUAGCUCCUAUGAUGGGCCUCUUUAUUCAGGGACCUGUGUUUUUGUGCUUCUUCCUCGCAGUUAGAGGCAUGGUAGAGAAAGUACCUUCUUUCCAGACCGGCGGUGCAUUUUGGUUCACUGAUCUCACAACUCCUGAUAGCUUGUAUAUCCUCCCUGUCCUAACAGGAUUGACUGCCUGGAUGCACAUCGAGUUUAAUGUAGAAGCGGGCAAGUUAUUGAAAAACAUUGGCCGGGGAUAUGCAUUUCUCGCAGUCCCAUUGACGAUGGGGUUUCCGGCGGCUUUAUUCUUCUACUGGAUAACAUCCAACCUGUUCACCCUCAUGUUUGGAGUCGCGGUAAAGCGGCCUCUAGUUAAAAAGGUGUUGGGCAUUCCCGAACUGCCACCUUUAGAGCCGAGCAGUGACCCUACCUCCGAUCCGGAAGCAACAGCCUCGCGGACCAGACGAUAUCCGCUCGUAAACCCGAGGGUUCUGCGUCAAGGUUCCAUCAGCGAGAGGCUGAAAGCUCUGGAGAGGCAAGUCAAAAACAGGAAGAAGAUCACGAAGAGUUGAUUGUCCGUCCAUCCCACUAAACUUUUUAGAGAUUCAGCUCGGGAAACGGCAUAGAAACAGAUCGAGAAGGAUGGAAGGCAGUAGCCGCGUCCGAGCCUCGAGUUUUUUAUUUUGGGUUAGGGUUUUAGUUUGAUUAUUUCCGGGGUUUGAAAAUAAGGGUUCGAGUGGGAUGUGGUUCGAAGCAUGGCCGGGCAGUGUCUAAAGCUGCUAUCUGCAAAGGAUGUAGAAAACCAUAGGCUAUUAUAAGUUUUGGUCAAAUAUUUAUCAUUCAUGUAUUUCGAGUUCAUCGGUUACUAAUUUGGUCGAAAUGAUUACGAAUCUUUCUA